CUUCAUUGUAGCGAGAUACUGUGGUACAUACACAGGUUUGAGCUUCUUGUCGGACACUUCGAGGCAAGAUCGUGUUUCGAGACUUCCAGAGACGUUUGAUCCGCUCCCUUGACCCUUAAAAAACGAUCUAUAAUUGUCCUUCAGCCGAGGCGUACGUACUUGAGGUGUUACGGCACCCAUUUCUGUCGAAUAACAACCACAGCUUGGCUUUCCAUUUCCAAGUUCUUUUUUGGCUACCACUUACAGUAUAUACUGAAAAGAAAUUUUCUACAGGGACGAGUAUAAAGCCAUGCCAUCAAUUCUGAACCACGGACUUCCAGCUCUGGGGCCGCGCGGAGCAUCAACGUCCGAGAGCGGAGGAAAACAAGCGAAGCACGGCCCUGCCACUGGCACCAUCAAGCCGCUGGCCAUCUUGACGGAAGGUUUGGUGGCAGCCGAGUCGAUGAUAUGGAUGGAAGCCGACAUGGGCAUGCUCUGGGCUUCGGGGGAUGACAUCAAAGGUUACGUCGGUAACGUCCUGAAAGACACACUCAGGACUCUCCAGUUUCACAGAGUUCUCCGCGUGCAGGCGGAACUCUACAUGUUCGGAACCCAGAAAGCCGACUUCUACUACCUGCGCAGGAAGACGGCGCCGAUUGGGCUCAUCGAGGUGAAGAAACCGAACGGUACACCAUUCGAUGGGCAACCUUCCAUUCUCGGACAGAUUUAUGACUACCUACUGGCCCUCAAGCAAUUUCAAGGUCUGGAGCACGUAUACGGCAUCCUUACUUCAUACAAGGAAUGGCGUGUCUGCUGGCUGUCAGACAGGCGACAGCCACGUCAACAUGUCUACAACCAUUCCAGACUUAGACUCUUCAAGGAAAGCAUUCAGCAUGUGGGAUUUCUUACCUCCCGUCCCAGUCUGGGGUUCUGCUCAACCCGUUCCUACGCCCACCAAGGCAGAAGGGAGCUUCACACCCCCCAAACACAAUCGGGUGUUAUCUUGCACUGACCCAUACCGCUGGGAUGACCCGAAACUGCCGGCAGUUUUGGCGACCGCCGUGUGCAAGAUGGCCUCUUCCCAGGUCACCCCGCCAACGCUAGAAUCAGUUUCAAACAAGCGCUUCGCCGUAUGCCUUACCCCCGAAAGGUACGUUUGGCAGACCAGACCCUUGACCAGCAUCGUGAACUUUGAUCUCUUCCCCGAUGCGUCAUCCGAGAUCUUCUAUCUCCUUGCGGAUCUCCACGGAGGCUCCGAUGGACACACUUGGCUCGCAUGCAACAGUUCAGGGGUGGGCGCAGGUUUAUGGCCCCAUAUACUGUACGCCGAGAGUAUGAUUCCUCAGGACUCGCCAACUCCCACUUGGGGGUCUUCUGGGUGCCUAUUGGCCGUCUUCUGGGUGCAACGGCUCGUUGCGUGCAAAAUUCCGAGAAUUGCCCUCCAUGAGGGAUCAUCUUCUGGAUAUAUGGAUACAUCUUACAGCAGCGAAAUGAAG
Molecule: messenger RNA, 1475 nt
Organism: Fimicolochytrium jonesii
Lineage: Eukaryota; Fungi; Chytridiomycota; Chytridiomycetes; Spizellomycetales; Powellomycetaceae
Exons: 1
Coding region: 290-991 (233 amino acids)
Source: RefSeq, a predicted model, not a curated record